Molecule: messenger RNA, 2428 nt
Organism: Durusdinium trenchii
Lineage: Eukaryota; Dinophyceae; Suessiales; Symbiodiniaceae
Source: the annotation of a GenBank genome assembly
AAAGAACCAGGCAAUCCUAGACAAGGUGGAGCAAUUUGACAGCAUCCUGUCGGCGUACUUUCCCUCAGCGUCAAGUUGUUUUCCACCUUGAUUACCUACAUGCUAUGCAGCCCGAUGUGUUGUUCAAGGAGCUCACGACGUUCUGGACGGAAACUCCGGCGAUUGGGGUCGGCAGGGUUGUUUUGAGUGCAAUUGCAAGCGGCUUUGAACCACAGUUUCCGCAUUGCAGUUUGUUCGACAAAAAUCUCGGCAGAGGCCCCCCGUGCACCGAAACGUAAAUUUUUUCCAAGGCCAAAAACAAUUCUAGUGUGGAAUUGCCAUGGACGAGGAAAGCCUUGGUUCUUCCUUGGACCGUUGCACCUUUGUCGAAGCCAUGGAAAUGGUUGAGGGCGAGCAUGCCAACCCAUUUAGCUUGCCCGAAGAGUUGGAAUGCUUCUGGCUGCAGCCGCCCCCGCCUGAACGCACGGAGCACGAGCGCCUGCAGGAGAAGAAGCUGCGCGUGCACGAAAAGUCCACGUGCUCUAGCAGCUAUGGGGCCAUCCGGAAGGUGCACGACCAUGAGCUGCCCAUGGCGCCAGUGUCCAAGUCGGUGAGCCUUGCGCUGGCCAACGCCAAGGCAAAGGUUCUUGAGGAGGAGCGGCCUCCCCCCACCUUCCUCACGACGGUGGCCACCAAGCCAGCUGUGGGCUUGGUGGAGCCGCUGCACAAGAGUGAGAAGGACAUCAGGACGUACAUCCAGAAGAAGCGCGAGGUCUUCCUGGUGCACAUGGCUUGCGACAACAAGCGGGAAGAAGCCGUCCGCUUGGAUGCGAUGGCCAAGGCAAAAGAAGACGCCUUGGCCUUCUCACAGCAGACCCUCGAGGAAGAUGCAAAGAAGUUCGAGGACUAUUUGCAGGAAAGGAUCUCUAAGGCAUCGCAUGCCACGAAGGAGAGUGAGAAACAUGCCAAGAAUAAGCAGGACAAGGUCCAGAAGAUCAAGAACCUGAAGCAACAGAUCGCGACAGUACAGAGUGAGACCGGUAAGUUGAAAGAGGCGCGCGUGGAAUCGGAGCGGCUGAAGCACUUCUUGGAGAAGUUGACGCCGGCGGAGUGGAAGGAGGAGCAGAAAGUGAAGAAGGAAGAAAGGAAGAGGGAACGAGCGCAGAGGUGGAAGAAUGAACGCCUGGCUCCCAUCCUGGAGCAGCUGGCCAUCGAAGACGAGAAGCUGUCUGAGAAGUUCGCGCAGGAGGAAGCCGAGGCGGCCGAACUGUUGCGGAAGAAGAGCAAGAAGUCUCGGCGCCGGGAAGACGAGGAAGAGCUGUUGCAAAAGCAACGGGAGCGGGACUUGCGAAAGAAGCGGAUCCAAAAGAAGCGCGAGGAAGAAGAGAGGAAGGUCAAUGGGGAGUACGUGGAGGUGUCUUCGGAGGAGGAGCCGGAGCUCUUUUUCAAGGAGCCUCAGCAGCUGAUGGACACCUUCACAGAGCUGGAGGAGUUGAAUUUGUUCCUCAUCCAGAGCUCUCAGGGGACCGAACAAGAGCUGGACGAGAUGCGGCACAACUUUGAAGCGAUGAAGAUGGAUAUGGGGCAGAAAGUGCAACAACUGAAAGAUCAGAUCAAGCAGCUCGAACAAAACAUCAAGCAGGAGAAGCGCCACAGUGAGGAACUGAGGCGCAGCCACGUGGAGAAGGCCAGCACCGCUGCCCAGGACAAGAAGCUCUCGGACCUGGCCAUGAAGGUGCAUGACGUCUACAAGCGCUGCGACUUGGCGCGGGAUCAGCAGCAGCUGGACACCUUGCAGAUGCUGGGCGCCAUCGAGACUCGGAUCGAGGAGCUGAUCCAAGGCUUGGACGAGGCCUACCAGCAGGAUGAGGAACUCGUCAUGCGCUUGGAAUGGCAGAAGGAAAGGGACCGCAGAGAACGCGUCCGUGAGAACCGCAUUCGAGAGCAGUCGGAGAAGCAAGAGGACCGUCUGAAGCAGUCCUUGCUGCGAUCGCAAAAGCCGGUCUUCAAGAAGGCGGGCAAGCAAGUGAUGUACCGCUCCCCACCGUUGCGACAAGAGCGGAAGAUCGUGGAGGACACCACAGACGACGAAGCGCACGCGCGCGACCACAAGGUUUUUGACCUCUACAUCGACCGCAAGACCGGAAUGCCCCACACGGAUGCACCCACCGAAGAAGCCAGGCGUUCCACCGACACCGCGCUCAGUGCGCCGCCCCCUUCCAGUCCUAAGUCGCAGUCCAUGAGCGAAGCCCUCGAGAGCCGAGAGGUGUUCAUGUGAUGCGGUGGUGACCGCGGCGUUGAUGGCUGGCGGGUCAGACCAUUCGCGGUUCCCUCUAAAGAAAUCGUGUCACAUCGUCUUCGAGGAACAGCAGGGGGUCGUUUGUAAGCUGCAAGCAUCCUGAAUUGCUGGAUGAAAUGGUGGUGAAUGGUGGCAACGAAUCUAAUUGGG